AUGAAGUAUUUUAUUGUGUUGGCUUGUCUUCUUGUGGCCGCUGAGGCUUACACUAAAUCAGGAAAUCCAUUCAAAACGAAGAAAUAUAAGUGUGUUGAGGUUUCUGAUGAUGAGGAAAUCCAAAUCGUUCCAAAGAAGAAGAGUGCCACCUCCAAAUACCCAUGGAAGGCUGAGGAAGAGAAAGUAAACCGUAGAAAUGAGAACUCCCGCUCAACAGAAAUCAUUGAAAUGCCAAUCGCUAGAAAAGUUAAAACUCAAAAAAUAGUUUCCACCACUCCACCAACCAUUUCUGAUGUUCAAAGAGAUGCCAAGGGAAGACCACUGAUUCUCUCUCCAGAGCACUGCAAACAGGUUGAGCACUACUCCAAGAUGUAUGGAGUCAAGGAUGUUCUCGGAUGGGUUCAAAGCAACUGCUCUUUCGCCAAGAUGUAUGUUCCCGGAGCUACUUGCGAUGAGAUUAAUAUUCUUGUUGCUUCCUGUUACAAGAACAGAAAUUAA
Messenger RNA from Caenorhabditis remanei, 498 nucleotides. RefSeq lists its product as uncharacterized. The transcript is spliced from 4 exons. The record is from RefSeq and is a predicted model, not a curated record. NCBI's taxonomy places the organism in Eukaryota, Metazoa, Nematoda, Chromadorea, Rhabditida, Rhabditidae. Bases 1 to 498 code for a protein of 165 amino acids.